Messenger RNA from Closterium sp. Naga37s-1, 996 nucleotides. NCBI's taxonomy places the organism in Eukaryota, Viridiplantae, Streptophyta, Zygnematophyceae, Desmidiales, Closteriaceae. The record is from the annotation of a GenBank genome assembly.
AUGGCGAAACCCCUCUUAGUAACCCCCAAAUCCCCACACUCAUUCAACCACCCCCCCUUAACCUCACCCCCCAUAACAGCCGCCCCCUUGGACCGCACCCCCCCCCCCCCCCCCCCCCCCCCCCCCCUCCUUCCUCCACACCCCUGCCCCACCCACGGUAGUCCCUGCAGCGGGGUCGCUGCUGGCGGUGUAGCUGCUGGUGGGGUCUCUGCUGGCGGUGUAGCUGCUGGCGGGGUCUCUGCUGGCGGGGUCUCUGCUGGCGGGGGUCUCUGCUGGCGGGGUCUCUGCUGGCGGGGUCUCUGCUGGCGGGGGUCUCUGCUGGCGGGGUCUCUGCUGGCGGGGUCUCUGCUGGCGGGGUCUCUGCUGGCGGGGGUCUCUGCUGGCGGGGGUCUCUGCUGGUGGGGGUCUCUGCUGGCGGGGUCUCUGCUGGCGGGGGUAUCUGCUGGCGGGGUCCCUUCUGGCAGGGUCUCUGCUGGCGGGGUCUCUGCUGGCGGGGUCUCUGCUGGCGGUGUCGCUGCUGGCGGUGGCACUGCUGGCGGUUCCGCGUGGUCGCUUGCUGGCGGGCUUGCGGGUCGCGUACGAUCUGGAGCGUGCAGUGGCGGAGCAGUAGCUUCUCCCGCCAGUCCCGCCACGCUCGCCAUUCCCGCCACUCCCAUCACAGCAGCUGCGAAGUCGACGGGAGGCGGGCGGGGACGGAGCAUCGCGACGAGGCAGCGUGACGGGAAAGGGCGACGAGGAAGGCAGCGCCGGGUCGAGGGUCCGACGGGGGGUAAGAGCGGCGGCGGGUUUGCUGGCGGGUCUGUCGGCGUGCUUGCUGGCGGGUCCGUCGGCGGGCUUGCUGGCGCUCUCGUUGGCGGAACCGACGGCGGGUCCGUUGGCAGGUUUGCUGGCGAGUCCGUCGGUGUACUCUCUGGCGGGUCCGCCGGCGUUUUCGCUGGUGCGUUCCUGGCGUGCACGUUGGGGUGCGUUGCUGGUAAUACGCGGGCGACGGGCUGA